Molecule: messenger RNA, 2299 nt
Organism: Cuscuta epithymum
Lineage: Eukaryota; Viridiplantae; Streptophyta; Magnoliopsida; Solanales; Convolvulaceae
Source: the annotation of a GenBank genome assembly
AGAGAUAAGAGAGCAAGGGAAUCCACACAACCCAAGAGAGAAGGAAUGAGGAGAGCAGUCCGCAGGUUCGUUCUUCAGUGCGUAGCUCUGAUUGUUUGAGCCAUAACUUGAGAUUUACUCAUCCAAAUAAGGCGUGCGAGAUACCAACAGAAAGCUCUCAAGACGAGGAAUCCGUGAAGGUCUGGUUUGCAUCAAUCGGAGUAGUGGAAGGCGUCCAAAUCGACCGAGCAAAACACGACCUCGCAGAAUACGUUUUUGUAUUCAAAGUUAGGGAACGAAUUCGUCGGGAAACACCCGUUCUAGGGACUGUUUUUGCAUUUUCGGUUAGGAGUUGAACUAGCACUUUGAGGGGGCUGUUUAACACUCAAUUCCAAGCAAGGAAUCAGUUCUCAAUCUUCCUUGGCCGAGGCUUUGGUCAUUGGAUCGAGAAGGAAAGUUUUAAAGCUCAUUUGAGGUUGAGGCUAGAGCUUGCAUCCUGUGCUCGUUGACCGAGUGAUUCCUAGGAGAGAAGACUUGAAAUGGACCGUGGUGGCAGGAUUACUAGGAGAAACCCGACGGGCCGUGUACCAGUGGAGACUGGACAGGGCAGUCGAAGGACCUCUAGGGCAUCUAGAGGAGCUGGCCGUGGAGGCCGAUCACAGACCGUGAGUGACGGUCAUGUUGACACAGAAAGUGAGACCUACUGGUCCUAUGAGGACUCGACUUACCAACCGGAGACCGAGCCGGUUGAGACCCCUUACGAAGGGGAUGACGAUGAAGUAAGUGAUGAAGAAGGGGAGAAUGACUCCCUAUCCAGAAUUGAGGCGCUGCUCCAGCAAUAUCAGCGGGAGCGCGAGGAAAGGAGGGAACGCCGAAGGCGCCGAGGAGGGCGAACUUCGGGUGGGGCUUCAAGAGGAAGAAGCCAUGGCGACUCUAGGGCCCACAUUGAACCACAUGGGGGUCGGGGUGAUGGAGGUCCGACCAUAAGGAUCUCCAAAUACCUCAAAGAGGCACGAGACUUGGGGUGCAAACCCUUCAACGGAGCGGGUGACAUCUCGGUCGCCGCGGAAUGGGUCAAGAGGUUGAACGAAGCAGCCCUUGAUAUGCAACUCACCCCCGAAUUUAAACUAAGGGUAGCGGUGAGAUUGCUUGAAGGGAUGGCAUCCACGUGGUGGGACGGAGCCAAGGGAAAGUAUGGCAAUACCGUGACUUGGGAGAACUUCCGACAGGAGUUCUUUGCCCAAUACUAUUCUGAUUUUGAGGUGAACAAUAAGAGGAGAGAGUAUACCCUCCUAACCCAAGGUGGCAAGAUGACAGUGAGGCAACUUGAACACAAAUUCAGGGAACUCGCGGAGUUCAUACCGGAGUAUGUCUGUGAUGAGAAUCGGAUGGUAAAUCACUUCUGGGAUGCCUUAGACUUGGAGGUGCGUGAGAGGGCAACGCAGUUGCCUAACAUGACCUUUAGCCAGGUGGUCGAGCAGGGAUUGAAAGGGGAGAAGGAAUGGGAAGAAAGAAAGAUGAAGAACGCCGAAGAGGCGAAGAAGAGAAAAUGGGAGAGUCACGGCUCCCAAGGUUCCAACAAAAAGGGGAACCAUGGAGGGGGAUCUUUCCGUGCACCGCCGCCACAAUCUAGGGGGAACCAGGGCUCGAGCAGGCAUGACUCGGGGUCACAAGCCUCGGGGACGCCUCGUUGCUUGAAUUGCAAGAAGAGUCACCUCGGAAAAUGCCGUGAACCUCCUAGGUGUUUCCAGUGCGGGAACGCCGGGCAUUUGAAGGCGCAUUGCCCACAAUUGGGUGGGCCAAGGUCAUCGGGACCAAGUAGCGGGGCUACGGGAACAAGAAACCAAGCCGGGGGGUUCCCAAGUAACCAGAGGGCAAGGGGGAGCAAGCGCGAGCAACGCGCCAUCCGUGAACCAAGGAAGGACCCAGGCUAGGGUCUACGCGAUGACGGAGGCGGAUGCUCAAGCUAACCCGGAUUCCGUUGCAGGUAUUGCCUCUCGUAUACUAGUGUUUUAUCCUUAAUUAGUCCAUAAAUUGAGGUUACUAAUUGUUAGGAUCAUUGCACGAAGCUUUAGGGUCGAAUCGGGGGGAUUUCGGGUCAUUUCGGGCUGAUUUUGCCCAGGCACGGUCGUGCCUAAGGCACGCACGAUCGUGCCUACAAGGCAGUAGCUGCCUGCGCGUUUCCCCGACCCAGGCACGGUCGUGCCUAAGGCACGCACGAUCGUGCCUGCAAGGCAGUGUCUGCCUGCGAAAUUCCCGACCCAGGCACGAUCGUGCCUGAGGCACGCACGAUCGUGCCUCCAAGGCAGUAGCGCCCAGG